AUGGCGAAAAUCCAUGCAGAAACCCUGAUGGGAGAGGAGCAGCAGCCGGAGGAGGAAAGGGCAGUCAUUGAGGGAGCCAGAGUGUGUAUGAGGUGUCACCCAGCACUAAGGGGACAGGCAGGUUCUUCUGGGGAACCUUGGCAGAAUGAUGACAUUAGCAGGGGUCAGGAGCAGGGGGUACCUGUCACACAAGGGCACCCACGCACAAGGAAGCGUAGGGCUGGGAGUAGCAAAAGAGCCAGAGAUCCUGAGAACAUGGUCCAAAACUGGCAGGGUACAGUGAGGGCUGGUGGCUCCCUGGGGACUGGGGCCGGGGGCUGCAGGAACACCCCACGGGGCUGGCAGCUGAGAGCAGGCAGCGGGGGCACCGAGGCAGCCGCAGUCCCGGGCAUCAAGCAUCUCCCUGAGGACGGGGACAGGCUGAGGCUGGGGUGGGACAUCAGCCCAGGUAAUGGUCCCCAUCACGAUCGCAGUUGUGUUUACAACCAGAGCAACAUAGUAGAUGGAGUUUACUGCCUCCCAAUAGCACACUGGAUUGAAGUCUCUGGACAUACUGAUGAGAUGAAACAUACAACUGACUUCUAUUUUAAUAUUGCAGGACAUCAAGCUAUGCAUUACUCCAGAAUUCUGCCAAACAUCUGGCUGGGAAGUUGCCCUCGGCAGCUGGAGCAUGUGACUGUCAAGCUGAAGCACGAGCUGGGUGUUACGGCUGUGAUGAACUUCCAGACCGAAUGGGACAUUGUUCAGAAUUCCUGGGGCUGCAACCGCUACCCUGAACCCAUGAGCCCCGAAAUCCUCAUGAAACUGUAUAAAGAGGAAGGUCUUGCUUAUGUCUGGAUGCCAACCCCAGACAUGAGCACUGAAGGAAGAAUACAGAUGUUGCCACAGGCUGUCUGCCUCUUGCAUGGGCUACUGGAGAAUGGACACACUGUCUACGUGCAUUGCAACGCUGGCGUUGGCAGGUCUACAGCUGCUGUCAGCGGAUGGCUGAAGUAUGUGAUGGGAUGGAGCCUGAGGAAAGUGCAAUACUUUUUGGCUUCCCGGAGACCAGCUGUCUACAUCGACGAGGAAGCUCUGAAUCGUGCUGAAGAUGAUUUCUACCAAAAAUUUGGGCGUCUUCAUUCCUCAUGCAAAGUACAAGAGUAG
Charadrius vociferus (killdeer) is the source of this 1146-nucleotide messenger RNA. RefSeq names its product epilepsy, progressive myoclonus type 2A, Lafora disease (laforin) (gene EPM2A). Gene Ontology annotation, biological process: protein dephosphorylation. Bases 1 to 1146 code for a protein of 381 amino acids. Lineage: Eukaryota; Metazoa; Chordata; Aves; Charadriiformes; Charadriidae. The record is from RefSeq and is a predicted model, not a curated record. Gene Ontology annotation, molecular function: carbohydrate phosphatase activity; protein tyrosine phosphatase activity; protein tyrosine/serine/threonine phosphatase activity. Gene Ontology annotation, cellular component: nucleus; cytoplasm. The transcript has 4 exons.